Messenger RNA from Trichomonas vaginalis G3, 558 nucleotides. RefSeq names its product organellar and viral DNA polymerase type B. The transcript has a single exon. Lineage: Eukaryota; Parabasalia; Trichomonadida; Trichomonadidae. The record is from RefSeq and is a predicted model, not a curated record. Bases 1 to 558 code for a protein of 185 amino acids.
AUGGACAAAGACUGCGAUAUGGUAUAUAAAAACAUCUCUGACAUAUACAAAUCUGAAGAAUUUAAGACCUACGACAACUUUGUUUCGUUAGUUGCAAAAUGUGUAUGGCAGAUAAGAGAUAAAGAUAAAAGAGGUAAAGUAUGGAACGAACAGAUAAAACCAGCAACUUUUGAGUUAAAGAAAACCAUUGACGCCUUAGUUGUUCUAGCUGGUUUUAUUUCAAUGUACAAUGCUAAAAUGAACCCACAAUGUUCAAAAUGUAAAGCAGCAAUGAGGAAAUAUAACUACUCCGUCAAAGAGAUAGAACGUAUGCGAAACGACUAUGCUGACUUAAAGAAAGAAGCAGAGAAACCAGCAGAAGAUAAAAUGGACAUGUUGACAUUUCUGAACAAAAACUAUCCAACAGCUGACGAUUUCCUUCUUUCAGAUGUCAAGAAGAAAUAUAAAGAAACAUUCGGCAUUGUGAAAACUUUUGACAUACUGACAGAAGAAAUAGAAGCUACAAAACUGUUUAGAGUCAUGAACCAUCGCAACAUAUACCAUGUAAAACGCUUGUAA